This is a messenger RNA of Pseudophryne corroboree (corroboree frog), 2671 nucleotides long. It is a transcript of the gene ECD, whose product is annotated as ecdysoneless cell cycle regulator. The coding region runs from base 227 to 2218 and encodes 663 amino acids. Lineage: Eukaryota; Metazoa; Chordata; Amphibia; Anura; Myobatrachidae. The transcript is spliced from 14 exons. Gene Ontology annotation, cellular component: nucleus. The record is from RefSeq and is a predicted model, not a curated record.
UCUCCGCCUCCCGUUCAUGCACUGACGCGUUCCUCUCUAUCUCACCGAGGUUACACUGUAGUAUAGCGGCAGAAACCAGUUAUUCUAUUCUAUUCUAUCUAUCUAUCUAUCUAUCUAUCUAUCUAUCUAUCUAUCUAUCUAUCUAUCUAUCUAUCGAUCGCUGCAGUGCCUGGCAUGUCCUUUAUAGCAUGAGUAAUUGGUGAGCUAUGUUUGUUAUAUACAGAACAUGGGGAAGGCCUGGAGGCCAGUGAGAUCUGACUAUUACUCAGAGAAACUGUACAGUAUGGAUAAGAAGAAUAAAAUGGUUGUUGUGGAAGACUUUGUAGAAUACAAUCUUUUCCUGGUGCCGAAUGAUCCAAUCGAUGCUGAGAAGCACAAACAAAUCCUGCAGCUGUACACAGAGCAGAUACUGGCAAAGCUCGCUCCUCUACUAGCCGGCUAUAUCUGGCAAAAGCAGCAGUUUAACCUCGUAUUCAACUCACAAAAAGGUGAUGUUCCUGUUCAUAUUGGAGGCGGAACAUGUUUUGGUGAUAACAUAGAGGACGAGUGGUUUAUUGUUUACCUUAUUCAGCAGAUUACCAAGGAGUUCCCGGAGCUAGCAGCAAGGGUUGAAGACAACGAUGGAGAAUUUUUGUUGAUAGAAGCAGCUAAUUUUCUACCCAAGUGGCUGAAGCCAGAAAAUAGCUCCAAUCGGGUUUUCUUCUACCGUGGAAAGUUGUGUGUCAUCCCAUUGCAGCAGAAGGAAGAAGACCUACAUGACCAGUCUUCCAGUAUAACUAUAUCCCAAGCUCUGCAGCUGCUCUCCGUGUGUCCAGAGAUGUGUGUAGCAACAGGAUCUGUCUCAAAAGCUAUUGAGAGGCGUCUUCAGGGGUUCCCUGAUAAACUGAAGGAUUCCCUCCACCAUGCCCAUUGCUUUGUUCCUGCUGGAAUUGCGGCUGUGUUACAGGAGCGACCACAGUUGGUAUCGGCAGCAGUGGAAGCAUUUUAUCUCCGAGACCCUAUCGACCUAAAAUCUUGUCGCACUUUUCAUCAUUUCCUACCUGAAACCCGUGUUUUCACCUCUGUGACAUUUACAAAAUGUUUAUAUGCUCAGCUCAGCCAGCAGAGGUUUCACCCCGACAAGCGCAGUGGAUAUGUCCUGCCUCCUCGAUCACAUCCCAAGUACAAAGCGCAUGAGCUGGGAAUGAAGCUGGCACACGGCUUCGAGAUACUGUGCUCCAAAUGUUCUGGAUCUGCCACAGACUUCACAAAGAGACCCUUACAGUGCCCACUGUGGGCUGGAUUUUUAAAUGCCUUGAAAAAAAAUGAUUUCUUUCAGGGUGAAAUGGAGGGAUCUGCACGAUAUUCUGAACUCUUGAAGAGAGCGGAGAUUUACUUCCAGCAGUCCGUAUUUAAGCCAGACAGUUCAGUAACGCUGAGUCCUGGUGAAGAAGUCUUGAGAUUGCUUAGCACUGUGCCUAUUAAUUUGGAGGAGCUAAAGAAAGGGGAGGCUCAUCUUCCUGCAGAUGAAGAUGACAGCUGGUUGGACAUAUCAGCAGAUAAGUUGGAACAGCUAUUACAGGAUGCUGCAGGUCCACAGGAAGCUACUCCCCCAUCAUCAUCUGAGGCUGAGGAAAAAUACACCUUGUCUGAAGUGACCGACAGCAUGAAGGCUUUUAUAUCAACGGUGUCCUCGCACGAAGGAGCAGAGGUGCCCUGGCAAUCCCCUGAAGCACCAAUUACAUUUGAUGUCGAAUCUUUCACAAGUGCUUUGGAAAAAAUUCUCGGUCCAAGUCUAGAUGAACUGGAUUCAGAUGAUCUAGACUCUGAGGAAGACUUUGAGUUGUUAGACAGCGAUGAAGACCUAGAUGGUGAUCAGGCCCCUCCUCUGAGUGCAGAUACACUAGGAAGCCUGCGCUCUUAUAUGGAUGUUAUGGACCGAGAACUGGCUCAAACAAACAUUGGGAAAAGUUUCACCAAAAAGAAAAGCGUGCAGGGUGGUUCUGCCCUUCCUGUGCCCCCAGAUGUCGACGACUGUAGCUCUGAAGAAGAGAUCAGUGUGGACGAGGCAGACCUGGCCCCUGUUGAUGUGGAUUUAAAUCUAGUGACAAAUAUCCUUGAAUCAUAUAGUUCUCAGUCUGGACUUGCUGGACCAGCUUCCAAUUUAUUACAGAGUAUGGGGGUACACCUUCCUGACAACACUGACCAGGAGACAUUUGAUAAUCCAUCACAGCAGUGAGAUUAACCUUGAGGUCUUCAGCUGUCCACGUCAGGGAUUCUGCCCUGAAUACUCUUUGUUUUAGAGCUGGGAGGAGUGAGUGACUAAACAUGCUUAUCUGCCCGUCUCUGCAUGACUCGCAUAUUGUCCAGUUUAUUUUCAAUAUCUGUGGCUGCUUUACCUUAUAGCACAUUCAUUAUUCAUUACAUGAACGUUUUAUAUAAGAUGUUAAUUUCCUAGUGUAAUUACUGCCCCUCAAAUCAUAGAUUUAUUUGUAUUGUUUCAAAAGUAAAAUAUGCGGCACACAUAAGAUAAACAAGGGCUUUGAAGGUAUUUUCUGAGACUUGAAAUAGAUGAUAGAAAAUUAAUAAUUAUUUAGUUCACUCCAUUUGAAUAUUGUUGUUUUUUGUCAAUUGCAAAAAAAAAAUAUUUUUCUAACAAACCUAAUAAAAUCUCCAAUUUUAGCUAAAAGUA